Molecule: messenger RNA, 1676 nt
Organism: Amaranthus tricolor (Joseph's coat)
Lineage: Eukaryota; Viridiplantae; Streptophyta; Magnoliopsida; Caryophyllales; Amaranthaceae
Product: probable F-box protein At2g36090
Exons: 3
Coding region: 404-1513 (369 amino acids)
Molecular function (GO): protein binding
Source: RefSeq, a predicted model, not a curated record
UAUCUCGUCUGUAUAUAAACAAGAUUUAUAUAGAGCGGAAAUACCUCAAUUAUCUCAGGAAAAAAAAUUGCGUUUUCUGCAAUUCGCAAAAACUAUAAGAAAUUUCGACAAAUUAGCGAAGCAAUUCUUCAACCAUUUUCGUGAAUAUGAAGAUUCUGUCGUGAAUUUUGAUUGGAGCAAUUUUCUGAUUCAAAUUGUUGUAGUUUUCCCGCCAUUUGUAACCGUGAAGAUGUUAAAACAUGCCUUGCAAUUGGAUUCCUUUGUGUUUUGACUUGGCUUCAAAAAGGGGAUGAUUCGUUGGCUAUCCUAUGAUGAUUCAUGGCACAGUUUGUCUUCCAAGCCCAAGUUUUGUCUAUAACCAAUGACUUAACGAUAAUAUUUUAGAUGGAGAGAGGACAGUAAGAUGUCAGUCCAAGUUGAAAGCAUAUGCCCACUUGGCAGUGACAUAUUCUACGACAUAUUGAGGCGUCUUGAUGGGGCAACUUUGGCAAGCGCAGCAUGUACCUGUGCAGCGUUCUCCUCUAUCUCAAAAGAGGAGCAAAUAUGGGAAAAUGUAUGCUCUUCCCUGUGGCCUUCAACCAACAGGGAUGAUGUGAAGAACUUGAUCAGAUCAAUAGGUGGGUUCAGAAAGUUUUAUGCCGACUGCUACCCUCUAAUUGUGAAUAAAGAUCUAGCUUUAGUUCCAUUGGAUUUCUUUCUGGAAUACCCUGAAGAAUGGCCAGAAGCUGACUAUUUUGAAGAUUUUGAAGAAUACGAAAGCAGCGCACCAUCUGAUGUUGUUUCCCUUGUUGAUAUAACAUACAACGAGAAGCCAAUCUUCUCGAAAGUCCUUUGGGGUAUUUCCGAGUCAGAUACACUAAACCGAUGGUUCUAUAAUUCUCCAUUCCACGUUAACCUUAGUAAUUCAGAUGUCAGUGACAACAUGGAGAAAGUCAUCAUAUCAGAUGCUGAUGGUUUGCCUCCAAUCGAGUCAUUAGAUAAUGAGAGAAAGGAAAGAAAGCUCUGGACGGAGCUCCAAGACAGAUUAAGACUUAGUUGGAUUGUUGUAAAUAGAAAGGUUAACCGAGCAGCCAAUGUUUCGAGUUUAAUACCACUAGGAGUUCAGAGGCAUUGGCCAGACGACAAAGAUUUUCUUGUUCGGUUUGGUUCAGUUCUCCCUGCAGAAGAUAUUCUACCCUGUCAAGUGGUAGAAUGCAUUCUUGUAGUGAAAUUCAGAAUGUUCAACAACACUGACAGCGGCCGUGUAAACCUUGAGCUAACCCAAGUAAACAUGCAGUUGGAAGACAUGGAAGGUUUUCAUGUUAAUGGAAGAAAUAGUUUGAUGGUGCUGAAAAAGGCGCUAAGCUGCAGGAAGAGCAGGAACUAUAGUGAAGUGCUCGAGUCUUGCAAUUUGUAUUCGAGAGUACGAAGUGAAAUAAAGGAGGAGAAGAUGAGAAACGAAAGCCGUGUUGAUAAGAUGUGCAUCUUAAGUGGUAUUGUAGCUAUUGUAACUUUCUGGUUCUGCAUCCUGUGAAAUCAUUUGUACAGUAACACACCUUUCUGUAAGUAAGAUUUUGUUUUAAAUUGUAUAUUGUACAACUAUGGUUUUGUUCUGUAUUAUACUGGAAAAUGUCAAUCUUUGACUUUUUUUUGAGAAAUAAAAUUUUAGUAUCAAUUUCUGAACAAAUUGAGCCCCA